AUGAUCCCCCCUUAUGGGAAAAUACACGUUUCUCUGUCAAACGAGUAUGUUGAAUUUUACGAAGAAAAAAGUUUAAAGGAAUCACACAACUGUACAGGAAAAGAAAAUGACAUAAAAUUAUCAUACGAAGAGGAGGAGUCUACCACCGUUGGGUGCACACGAGAUGACGUGUUUGUGGAUGGACACACAGGGGAGAAAAAUUUUAGGGAAACGAAUCAUCAGUGUGGAUACCAUCAUGCCGGUUUAGGUACGGAACCCUUGAGGGGGGAUGACUGCGGUGUUGCUAGCGUUGACAAUGUCCGUGCUGGGCAGGACAGCCCUAGCGAGGGUUCCCCGAACCAAGUUAACUGCAAAAGCAGGAGGGCAACCACCCCCACGGUCAGAUUAAAAAAUUUCAAAAAUAUCUUUAACAGAACAUUCAGUAAGUAUUACUUUAUCGGAAAGCCUUUUAAGAGGUACGUAAAAGUGAGAAAAAGUGCUUCACAGGAAAAAGUGAAAAAACGUACAAGUAAAAAGGUUAGUACAGAUGGGAUAGCCAUAUCGAAGAAAGAAGGAACUCGGGCAUCCCAUGGGGAGGAAGACUACCCUGGUAAGAGGCUGGACGCGGAAUCCUCGGAGGGUGCCAAAAGGAGAGGCCAUGUUACAAUGAGGGAGGAAAAACACACUGAGGGGAAAAUAACCCCAGUGAAAAAAUACGUCUAUCAGAUGCUGCUGCGCCCCCCAAAGGUGCGCAUAACAAAUCGGGGGAACUUCGUGUUGUCCAAAAUGAUAGCAAAGGAGAGCAUCUCCAAAAAAAAGGUGAAAAAGGUGGAAAAGGAGAAAAAGGUGGAAAAGGAGAAAAUGGUGGAAAAGGUAAAAAUCGUAAAAAAAAUAAAAAAGGAAGGAAAAAAGCCCGUUGAUUUUAAAAGGAAGGGCAGCAUUUACGAGGAUGCCGAUCUGCAGAUCGGAGAAGACAAAUGCCACACGCAUGAAACCUCGACCGUGCCCAUUCAGAGGACUAAGCUCCUUCUUCAUAGGGAGAACUGCGAAUCGAUGGGAAAACCGCUAGUUAACGGAAAGGACGAGGUUACAAAUGGAAGUUGCACACCUCGAAUUGAAGGCAACUGCAUGCGGGGGGACACAGAGGGCAGUCUUAAAAAGAAGAAGAAGAAAAAGAAGAAAAAGAAAAAGAAGGGCACCCCCGAGGGGGACAGCGCGAUCGGCGGUGGGGGACGCAGCUUUGGUGAAGGAAGACCAGGUGAUGCACAUUUAACGGGGAAACGCCCGGUGGAAGGCAAACCGAACGGAAACGCGGCGAUGCAUGAGGAGACCGUUCCUGAGAAGCGGAGCGAACUUAACCCGGGCGAACUUAACCCGAGCGAACGGAACCCGGGCGAACUGAACCCGGGCGAACGGAACCCGGGCGAACUGAACCCGGGCGAACUGAACCUGAGCGAAUAUCUCAUACUGAAGGAAAUAAAAACCAAGCAGAGCAACGAAGUGGUGCAGCUGAACCUCGACUCGUCCUUCUUUGUGUCGAAAGGCGCAGGGUUGUACAACUAUGGCCAAAAUAUCUGCUUCUUCAACAGCAUCAUACAGACCAUUGUGAGGAUCCCCUACAUAUGUAAAGAUCUAUUAAGCAAAUUACAUUCGUUAAAUUGUGAAAAAAAAAAAGUCCACGUCUUCUGCUUCUAUUGCUUGUUCGAACAGUUCGCCUGUAAUAUUAUAUCCAAAAAAUGUGGAAUAAAAAAUAUGCUCAUCCCGUAUAUAAAAAAAUACAUAUGUAAUAACUACAUUGUUGGAUACCAGGAAGACGUUCAUGAGUAUUUACGUUACUUCCUUUGCUCCUUGGAGAAGUCCUCCUUCUCCUCAUCCAUUUAUAUACAGAAAAUGUUCACAGGUGUGACAAAAAAUAUAACGAUAUGUACAAAAUGCAAUAAUGUAUCAUUAAAAUAUGAACAGUAUUAUGAGCUUUCCUUAGAUAUUAGCUCAUCGAAUAACUUAGAAGAAGCACUUCGCAAAUAUCUGUCGAAGGAGACCCUCAUGGGUGAUAAUGGAUACUAUUGUGACAAAUGUAGGAAAAAAAAAGCCACCAAACAGUGUGUUAUUAAUAAAUUACCAAGAGUUCUUACUAUCCAAAUUAAAAGAUUUUUUAUGAACUCAAAAUUUCAUGUUGUAAAAAAUCACAAACAUAUUUCUUACCCCUUGUACCUGGACAUGAAGUCUUAUGUUAAUAACUACGACUUGUUUCAGAAUGACUUCAACAAUAAUGUGAUAGCGUUGUACGAGAAGGUGAAUCCGGCCACGGGGGGAAGGAGCGGUCAGAGAAGUGGCGUAGAAAGCGGUCAGAGAAGCGGACAGAGCAGCGGCGUAGAAAGAGGUCAGCGAAAUGGAGUAGGUAGUGACCAGCGGAACGGCGUAGGAAGUGACCAGCGAAACGGCGCAGAGAGUAACCUCCGUGGUGAUGACCGAAACGCCCAGCGGGGUGCGCGCCCCAAUCCGCACGUCCUCAACCAAAUCGCGCACAUCUUCGCCGAGCUGAAAAGAGAAGUGUGCAAGAGGAAAAUAAAAAAUCAGUUAACCUCUGCGGACCUCAGAAGCAUCAUCAUGGAAACAAAAAAACGAAUUAUAAAAGAACUCAACAAAAUAAAGUUCUCCAAAUUUUACAACGACAUUCUUUUGAGCAUAUCGAAGGAUAUCGACACGCUGUACUGCCACAUGCGGGCCAAUGCUAGUAGGAAGCAUUUUAGCUUGAAGGGCGCCUUUUUUAACUUCAAAGUGGAGUACCUCAAUGGGCAGGAGCACCUACCCCCCCAGUACGAACCGUGUGGCACCGAAAAUGGCAAUCGAAGCGAAAGAAACAGGUUUGGCGAAGGAAGCAAGUAUGGCGAAGGAAGCAAGUAUGGCGAAGGAAGCAAGUUUGGCGAAGGAAGCAAGUUUGGCGAAGGAAACAGGUUGGGAGAAAAAAGAGAGCACUCAGCGCACAGUGCGAAAAAUCACCCCAACCAAAGGGGCGCAAGCUAUUUCUCAUACGAAUUAACGGGACUAAUUAAACACAUCGGCUCCGGAACAGAAUAUGGCCAUUACGUAGCACUGACCAAGUCGAAUAACAACAUCUACCUGCUCUGUGAUGACAAUAAUAUAUCAUACAUUAACAAAAAAGACGUGCUAAAUUGCGUAAAGAAUGCCUACGUUUUUAUUUACACGUGUAUCCACCCCGGCUUUAUCGAUUUUUAUAAUAAGUACGUAGAUGUCUUGGAAAAAAAAAAGUUCAAUAUCAACCUACCUGUAUUUGAGAAGCGAGUCGAAUUUAAGGAGCGCAUUACUAUGCCUAAGCAGAAGUUCAUCAGUAGGUCUCUCCAUUUUUGA
Messenger RNA from Plasmodium cynomolgi strain B, 3348 nucleotides. RefSeq names its product ubiquitin carboxyl-terminal hydrolase. The transcript is spliced from 3 exons. Gene Ontology annotation, molecular function: cysteine-type deubiquitinase activity; cysteine-type endopeptidase activity. Gene Ontology annotation, biological process: protein deubiquitination. Bases 1 to 3348 code for a protein of 1115 amino acids. Gene Ontology annotation, cellular component: cytosol; nucleus. The record is from RefSeq and is a predicted model, not a curated record. NCBI's taxonomy places the organism in Eukaryota, Apicomplexa, Aconoidasida, Haemosporida, Plasmodiidae.